AUGGCUCCUGCUGACGUGGUAGGGGACCAAGAGGACUCUGUGGAUGAGGUUCAGCAUAUGGAUAAUUCUGGAAAUGAGGGGUCACCAGACAACGGGGUAGAAAAGGUGAAAGUGGACUUUGGCCAUCAUGCUGAAAAGAAAGAGGGAGAGUCUGCAGUUUCCGACAAAACUGGUCUUGAUACUGGAAGUAAGGUACCUGCUGAUCUUCGCCUAUCUCUUUCUCUGUCCUAA
This is a messenger RNA of Ilex paraguariensis (yerba mate), 231 nucleotides long. NCBI's taxonomy places the organism in Eukaryota, Viridiplantae, Streptophyta, Magnoliopsida, Aquifoliales, Aquifoliaceae. The record is from the annotation of a GenBank genome assembly.